Juglans regia (Persian walnut) is the source of this 456-nucleotide messenger RNA. RefSeq lists its product as uncharacterized. The coding region runs from base 1 to 456 and encodes 151 amino acids. The record is from RefSeq and is a predicted model, not a curated record. Gene Ontology annotation, molecular function: RNA-DNA hybrid ribonuclease activity; nucleic acid binding. The transcript has a single exon. NCBI's taxonomy places the organism in Eukaryota, Viridiplantae, Streptophyta, Magnoliopsida, Fagales, Juglandaceae.
AUGAGGAAUAAGCUGAGCAAAGAGAGUUUAGAGUUGGCAUCAGUCAUGUGUUACCAGCUGUGGGUAAGAAGAAAUGCCUUCAUUAAAAAGGCUCAAGUUGAUUUAUCCUUUUUCAAAGAGACCCAACAGAACUGUUUAAAGAGUAUAGAAGGGACUCACGGGAGAGGAUCAACCCAAAGAUGGAAAUCACCUGCAUGGCCAUAUGUCAAAGUGAAUUUUGAUGCAGCUAUUGAAAAAGUUAAUGGCAGGAUGGGUAUGGGAGUAAUCAUUAGAGAUUCAGAAGGCAGAUUGUUAGCUGUGGUGACAGCCUCUAAGGACCACAUCUCUUCAGCUGCCCAAGCUGAAAGUGCUGCUCUUCAUAGAGUUAUGGACCUUUGCACUGAGCUUGGUUUAAACAAAGUUUGUUUUGAAGGGGAUGCCAAGGUGGUUGUGGAUGCAGUGAACUCCAAAAAUUAA